GUAUACCUCCAACGUCUGCGGGCGCGAGGGGUGUCGGGUGUCGGCGGCGGCGCUUUGCGGCUAGUCGUGCGGGUCGGGCGCGGGCGGGCGGGCGCGGCGGCAGUGGCGCGCACAGGUGAUUGACUGGCCAGCUGGCUGAGGGAUCGCCUGGUCCCCAUUGCUGGCAGGUGGCGGAGCCCAUUUGGGCGGCGGCAGCGGCAGCAGCAACAGCAGCGACGGCUCGGCUCGGGAGGCGCUCUUCGGGCCAAGGCCAUGGCCCCGCGGCUGCAGCUGGAGAAGGCGGCCUGGCGCUGGGCGGAGACGGUGCGGCCCGAGGAGGUGUCGCAGGAGCACAUCGAGACCGCGUACCGCAUCUGGCUGGAGCCUUGCAUCCGCGGCGUGUGCAGACGAAACUGCAAAGGAAAUCCGAAUUGCUUGGUUGGGAUUGGUGAGCAUAUUUGGUUAGGCGAAAUAGAUGAAAAUAGUUUCCAUAACAUUGAUGAUCCCAACUGUGAGAGGAGAAAAAAGAACUCAUUUGUGGGCCUCACUAACCUUGGAGCUACUUGUUAUGUCAACACGUUUCUUCAAGUGUGGUUUCUCAACUUGGAGCUUCGGCAGGCACUAUACUUAUGUCCAAGUACCUGUAGCGACUACGUGAUGGGAGAUAGUAUCCAAGAGGAGAAAGAUUAUGAACCUCAGACAAUUUGUGAGCAUCUCCAGUACUUGUUUGCCUUGUUGCAAAACAGUAACAGGCGAUACAUCGAUCCGUCGGGAUUUGUUAAAGCCUUGGGCUUGGACACAGGACAACAGCAGGAUGCCCAAGAAUUUUCAAAGCUAUUUAUGUCUCUUUUGGAAGAUACUUUGUCUAAACAAAAGAAUCCAGAUGUGCGGAACAUUGUCCAACAGCAAUUCUGUGGAGAAUAUGCUUAUGUAACUGUUUGCAACCAGUGUGGCAGAGAGUCUAAGCUUUUAUCAAAGUUUUAUGAACUGGAGUUAAAUAUCCAAGGCCAUAAACAGUUAACAGAUUGUAUCUCGGAAUUUUUGAAGGAAGAAAAAUUAGAAGGAGACAAUCGAUACUUCUGUGAAAACUGUCAAAGUAAACAGAACGCAACAAGGAAGAUCAGACUCCUCAGCCUUCCCUGCACCCUGAACUUACAGCUGAUGCGCUUUGUCUUUGACAGGCAAACUGGACAUAAGAAAAAGCUGAAUACCUACAUUGGCUUCUCAGAAAUUUUGGAUAUGGAGCCUUAUGUGGAACAUAAAGGUGGGUCCUAUGUGUAUGAACUGAGUGCAGUCCUUAUACACAGAGGAGUGAGUGCUUAUUCUGGCCACUACAUUGCCCAUGUGAAAGAUCCACAGUCCGGUGAAUGGUAUAAAUUUAAUGACGAAGACAUAGAAAAGAUGGAGGGGAAGAAAUUACAACUAGGGAUUGAGGAAGAUCUAGCAGAACCUUCUAAGUCCCAGACACGUAAACCCAAGUGUGGCAAAGGAACUCACUGCUCUCGAAAUGCAUACAUGUUGGUGUAUAGACUACAAACUCAAGAAAAACCCAACACAAUUGUUCAGGUACCAGCCUUUCUUCAAGAGCUGGUAGAUCGGGAUAAUUCCAAGUUUGAGGAGUGGUGUAUUGAAAUGGCCGAGAUGCGUAAGCAAAGUGUGGAUAAAGGAAAAGCAAAACACGAAGAGGUUAAGGAGCUGUACCAAAGGUUACCUGCUGGAGCUGGUCUCUCAAAAUGCUUCACAUAUCUUAUCUUUUACAUUCAACAACAUCCCUGUGAGUGGCUACAGAAAUGGUUGGAUGAAUCGACACCCACCAAGCCUAUCGAUAAUCACGCUUGCCUGUGUUCCCAUGACAAGCUUCAUCCUGAUAAGAUAUCAAUUAUGAAGAGAAUAUCUGAAUAUGCGGCUGACAUUUUCUAUAGUAGAUAUGGAGGAGGACCAAGACUAACUGUGAAAGCCCUGUGUAAGGAGUGUGUGGUAGAACGUUGUCGUGUGUUACGUCUGAAGAAUCAACUAAAUGAAGACUAUAAAACUGUCAAUAAUCUGCUAAAAGCAACAGUAAAGGGCAAUGACGGGUUUUGGGUAGGGAAAUCUUCCUUGCGCAGCUGGCGCCAGCUGGCUCUCGAGCAAUUAGACGAACAAGAUGGGGACGUCGACCAAAGCAACGGGAAGAUGAACGGCAACACCUUAAAUAAAGAGGAAUCAAAAGAAGAAAGGAAAGAAGAGGAGGAGGAAUUAAAUUUUAAUGAAGACAUUCUGUGCCCACAUGGGGAGUUAUGCAUAUCUGAAAACGAAAGACGACUUGUUUCUAAAGAAGCUUGGAACAAACUGCAACAGUACUUUCCAAAGGCUCCCGAGUUUCCAAGUUACAGAGAAUGCUGCUCACAGUGCAAGAUUUUAGAAAGAGAAGGGGAAGAAAAUGAAGCCUUACAUAAGAUGAUUGCAAACGAGCAAAAGACUUCUCUUCCGAAUUUGUUCCAGGACAAGAACAGACCAUGUCUCAGUAACUGGCCAGAGGAUACAGAUGUCCUGUACAUUGUGUCACAGUUCUUUGUAGAAGAAUGGCGGAAAUUUGUCAGAAAACCCACAAGAUGUAGUCCCGUGUCAUCGGUUGGAAACAGUGCUCUUCUGUGCCCCCAUGGGGGACUCAUGUUUACAUUUGCUUCCAUGACCAAAGAAGAUUCUAAACUUAUAGCUCUCAUAUGGCCCGGCGAGUGGCAAAUGAUUCAAAAGCUCUUUGUCGUGGAUCAUGUAAUUAAAAUCACAAGAACUGAAGUGGGAGAUGUAAACCCUUCAGAAACACAGUAUAUUUCUGAGCCAAAACUCUGUCCAGAAUGCAGAGAGGGCUUAUUAUGUCAACAGCAGAGGGACCUACGUGAAUACACUCAAGCCACCAUCUACGUCCAUAAAGUUGUGGAUAAUAAAAAGGUGAUGAAGGAUUCAGUUCCGGAGCUGAAUGUGAGUAGUUCUGAAACAGAGGAGGAUAAGGAAGAAGCUAAACCAGAUGGAGAAAAAGAUCCUGAUUUUAAUCAAAGCAAUGGAGGGACGAAGCGGCAAAAGAUAACCCAUCAGAAUUACAUAGCCUAUCAAAAGCAAGUCAUUCGGCGCAGUAUGCGACAUAGAAAAGUCCGUGGUGAGAAAGCACUUCUUGUUUCUGCUAAUCAGACACUAAAAGAAUUGAAAAUUCAGAUCAUGCACGCGUUUUCAGUUGCUCCUUUUGACCAGAAUCUGUCAAUUGAUGGAAAGAUUUUAAGUGAUGACUGUGCCACCCUCGGCACCCUUGGCGUCAUUCCCGAAUCUGUGAUUUUGUUAAAGGCCGAUGAACCGAUUGCAGAUUAUGCUGCAAUGGAUGAUGUCAUGCAAGUGUGUAUGCCAGAAGAAGGGUUUAAAGGUACUGGUCUACUUGGACAUUAAUCUUUUGGACACUUGCUGACUUCUGAGAAAUGACCAGAAGGGAAGAGAGACGUUUGACAUAUGUUAGGGCAUUAACGAAACGAUGGAUUUAAGAAUUAAACCAUUCUGUGACUCUUCCAAAAGGCAGAAAACUAUUCUGAAGUGACUGUCCCAAAUGCCUUAUGUCAAAUAAAGCAGAUUGCACUGACGGACAUCAGACUUGAAGGAAAUGUUUCAAAUUUUAUAUUUAAGAGAGGGUGGCGGGCGGGCGGGGCAAGUAAAGACGGAACCGGUUUAGUAGCAGUAACAGUAAAUCAUGUUUACAUAUGAGAUUUAUAGUCACGGGAGGGAAUAAAGUUCUGUUAUAUUUCCCUGCUCGCACUUCAUACCAGAUGCAUUGGUCCAUAAAGGAUUUGUAUCACAGUAGAUGGGACAACAUUCUGCUCUGAACUAAAAAGUAAUUCUUUAGAGACAUAACCUGCUUACCAAUACCUGUCUUUGAUUCAUAUUUUACUUUGAAUAAAGCAUGAAAGUGAAGAAACUUGC
Molecule: messenger RNA, 3918 nt
Organism: Leopardus geoffroyi (Geoffroy's cat)
Lineage: Eukaryota; Metazoa; Chordata; Mammalia; Carnivora; Felidae
Gene: USP48
Product: ubiquitin specific peptidase 48
Exons: 28
Coding region: 253-3393 (1046 amino acids)
Biological process (GO): protein deubiquitination
Cellular component (GO): nucleus; cytosol
Molecular function (GO): cysteine-type endopeptidase activity; cysteine-type deubiquitinase activity; protein binding
Source: RefSeq, a predicted model, not a curated record